Molecule: messenger RNA, 525 nt
Organism: Gorilla gorilla gorilla (western lowland gorilla)
Lineage: Eukaryota; Metazoa; Chordata; Mammalia; Primates; Hominidae
Product: probable DNA ligase
Exons: 1
Coding region: 1-525 (174 amino acids)
Source: RefSeq, a predicted model, not a curated record
AUGGGCCAGGGCGGGAGGAACCCCCGCAGUGCGGCGUUGGGAGUGUCUGAGGCGCAUGGAGGAGCUGGCGGUCCAGGAGAAGCUGAGAAAGGAAGACUGGAAAGGAGUGCAGUUUAUUCUACUUCAAGUGAUUCUGCCUCCCUUGUGUCCAUGAGAACAUCAGUGCUUUUCCUCAGGAAAUUCAGCAAGACUUGGAGUAAAGCUCCGUCAAAGAAGCCCCCCAGCCAGUCCGGUUCUCGGACGUUGAGUGUAGCCGGGGCUGGGUCAACUGGCAGCACCCUGCACGGAGCUCCUGGGCCAGCCUGCGCCAAGGAUGCUGCUGAGCCAGGAGCCGCUGUGCCCGGCCUCGUUUCUGGACCACUGGGAGCAGCACUGCAGCCCAGGGGAGCUGGAGUCCAGCUUGUAGCAGCCACAGGCCCAGGGAGCUGUGCCGAAAAGUUAGCCCAAAGGCAGACAGAUGCCAGACCAGACACAGCCGGGAACCCGGCCAGGUGCCCCCGCAUGACCCUCGGGGCCGAGGCCUGA